Molecule: messenger RNA, 1539 nt
Organism: Penicillium odoratum
Lineage: Eukaryota; Fungi; Ascomycota; Eurotiomycetes; Eurotiales; Aspergillaceae
Product: SMI1/KNR4 family protein
Exons: 2
Coding region: 1-1539 (512 amino acids)
Biological process (GO): regulation of fungal-type cell wall biogenesis; cell wall biogenesis
Cellular component (GO): mating projection tip
Source: RefSeq, a predicted model, not a curated record
AUGGCGAAUGUAUUUGGCUCAACAUGGCGUUCCUUCUGGCAUACCAUGACCUCCUAUGACCGGCAUGCCUCCCAUGAUUCUCCCUACCGUACUGGUCGACACGUCCCUCUCAACCAAAGCCGACAUGAACCUCUCACAUCCAUUGCUACCAGUGCCAUCGAAUCUCGCCCAGAUCUCACUAACCCAUACGAUGAUGAAUCCUCCAAGGGCCUGGCCACCGCACAAUCCACCGAAUUCAACGGUUCCCCGACCGACCCCAGUUCCCCCAACCGUCCAUACUCGCCUGGCAUGAGAUCCUCGGCAUCGAAACGGAGAUCUAAUGAUCAGGAAGGUGGAGAGAUUCAGAUGCAAAGUUUCCACGAUGGUGCGCCGCCGCCUCCACCCGUCGCUCACUCCUGGCGGAAGAUCGAGCGGUGGUUGGAAAACAACUACGAGGAAUUAUUGGAUAACCUGGGCGAGGGAUGCACACAGAACGACAUUAACGAGUUGGAACAUGAGUUGGAUUGCAGUCUGCCGCUCGAGUUGCGGGAGUCUUUGAUGAUUCAUGAUGGUCAGGAGCGCGGAGGUCUGCCUACUGGUAUCAUCUUCAGUUCCAUGCUGCUGGACUGCGAGGAGAUUGUCCAGGAGCGUCAAAACUGGAAGAUCGUCAACGAAGAGUUCCUCAGUACCGCCAUGAUGUCGACUCCUGUGUCUAGCUCCGCUGCCAGCUCGUCCGCCGCUCCCCCUCAGCCCAGCUCGACAUGGCGAAACGAGCUGCUUGAUCGCCAGGACUCCCAGCCACCCGGUGCCGUGCAAAAGGCCUACGCUCACCCUGCCUGGAUCCCCCUGGCCCGCGACUGGGGCGGCAACCUUCUGGCGAUCGAUCUGGCUCCCGGUCCCGCUGGUAAAUGGGGCCAAGUGAUCAUUUUCGGUCGCGACUAUGAUUGUAAAUACGUCGUGGCGCGGUCUUGGGCAGCUUUCCUGGCCACCUUCGCCGAUGACCUCUGCAGCGGCCGCACCAUCGUGGACGAGGAGACCAAUGAAAUGAAACUUAAGGAGUUCAAAUCGCAGAAUGUCGAGCCGCCAUACAUGGAGGUUCUCCGGUGGCGCGUUGACCAGAAGUACGGCCGUCGCCCACCGCGCCGACGUGGCCCCAACGGAGGUGCAAAUGCAACUGGUAAAGGAUCCAGCCGGGACUCCCCCUACGGCAGCCCAACUCGCGCUGAGGAACGAGGCCGAUCUCCCAACCGCUUCCCCAACCGCGGCCCCGCUCAGAGCCCCAAGACCCCAUUCGGUAUGUCCAGUCCUCUUGCCCGAGUGACUGAGGAAGGUCCUUCUGGUUCGACGGGACCUACGAUCUCUGAAGAUCCCCAAGAGAGCAAGGAAGAGCCUACAGAAGACUUACUCGAAGUGGCCACCCCACAAAUCUCCAACAAGGAGAAUGAAGGGUUCCCUGAGUCCAAGCCGUCUGAGGACAAGUCUGAGAAGAAUGAUGAAACCGCCGAAUCAUCCACCCUUGACUCCGAGGUCCUUGGAGAGAUGAAGAACGUGGCUAUCUAA